AUGUCCAACUACCACUUUGUCAACUCCUCCCAGACAGUCUCCGACGCAAAGGGUUUCCCUGCCAAUUUCUCCAUCAAAGCGUCUCCUUCUACGGACGUUUGGGCAAAACCACCCUCAACCUAUCGAUUCAAUGCCCCUAUCUUGUACGAAUCCUUGCCUUUGAAGUCUUUCAAACGGGCGCGAGUAUCGAUUGUUGCGGAAUGGAAGGUUCUAUAUGACCAAGGCGGGCUGAUUUUCGUAAUCGGCGCCCAAGGAGACGAAGCGCAGCGGCAGUGGAUCAAAUGCGGAAUUGAGUUCACAAACAACAAACCGCAUAUCAGCGUCGUUGCCAAAGAUCGAUGGGCGGAUUGGAGUCUGACUGAGAUACCGUCUGGGGGGCAGGCGACUACGCUCGAAUUAGAGAGGGACGCUGAAAAUACACUGUGGGUGUAUCUAGUUGACGGUGCAUCGCGUGUGCCGUUGCGAGAGGUUACCUGGGCGUUUGAGCAAGAGGAGACAGUCGAGUGUUGGAUUGGGCCAGAAAUUGCAGCGGAUUUUGCCAAACAGGCAGCUACACGACUAUCGCAAGACAAACUAAGUCGGUUGCUAGAAUUUCUAAAGGAUCCAAGACCUCAUCAAGCCGCGAGUGAGAGAGAGCUACUGAAAGAAACAUUGAACACCAAACUGGAGGAUUUCUAUUCAGAAGAAACGCGACUGUCGUGUCAAAAUCGCGAUAGACUGACUAGACCCGGGGGCCCUGAGGAUGCCAACUUGGGGAUUAUUAUGCAUCUACAAACAAAGCAAGGACCAAUUGAUAAGUUUUGGGAUCAAGAAAGUGCUACAGUAGCACUACUACAAGCAAAGGGCCUUGAUGGUGAUUUUGCGUUCGGUUUCGACUGGCAUUGGCGAGCUGAGUUCUCGUUUAAAAGCCGUCGCAACUGUCCCGUUAGGGAGUGGGCGCCAUCACUUGUGAAAUUACAUAACGAACAUUCUGCUGGUAUCUUAGACCUUUUGCCCUUACCUUUUGUGAUCACUGCUUCAGCAUGUGUUGCAAAGAAUCUCAAGAAAUUUCUAGGCAAGGAUGCUGUGUCUCUAGAGCUGAUUCCUGAACAAGGGUCUGAUAAGCUGGUUCUAGAUCUGGAUUUUAGAGAUGACAAGCUGCAUCGCAUGGUAAUACACGUCCAUCACCCUACAUCUGGGUUCUUUAAUGCCAUGUAUCGGAGGCCAAAAAUGGCGGCUCAGCUAGAUGCUGGCCUUAACUUUUUCUUGUGGCUGACGGGAAGACACUAUACUGCGAUGAAUUUUCGGCACGCCUAUUCUCGUCGUGGUCGUUCAGAACAAGCCCCCCUCGCGGAUCUAUGGAAUUAUGUGAAGAGAGAGUCUGAUGAGCAGCGGACUCUUCGAAUAGAAGAAUACGCCCCAUCCUUUGUGAUAUGGGCCGGCAGAUACAUUGAAGAAGAUCCUUGCGCCCUAGCAUCAAAAGGAAUCUCUCUAGCUACCACAGCAGCUACAAAGCUACGUCAAACUUUGAGCGUGGCAGCUAGCAACCGAGAGCAAAAGAAGCGAAAGAGGGGGGAAGAGGCAAGAUGGUCAUAUCUCCGAGGAUCUCAUACCUCCAACGAUCGUUCUAACGGAACACUAUUUCAUGGAAAGACCGUUGAAGUAACACCUAGUGGUUAUGUGAAGUUGCUGAUGGAUCUGGGAAGUCCUUUCGUCACAUUUCGGAUCAAUAUCGGUGGCAUAGAGGACAUACUAAGCUCUGGGGCGAGACCAACCAUUUUGUUUUCACCAACUCAUUUGAUGUUGUGCAUAGGCGAGGAAAUAAUAUACAAGACACCGAAUGAGCGCCUAAUCCAGUUAUCCGAUGGCCUACUGUGGUUCGAUUUGAUCUCGCAUGAACUCAAUGCAAUUACUGGGUCGCUUGAACAACUUUCGCCAGAGAAUGAUUUGAUAUCUUCCAAGACUGGCCCCAUUCCCAUCGACGACUGGAAGUCAACUGAUUUGCGAAGAAGACUUCUUAAUGGCGACAAUUUUCACUGCGGAGCAAUGACAAAUGAGACGGCUACGGGAAGGGUUUCCUUCCGAGAAGUUGCCAUUCGUGUUCCAGAACACGCCGACUUCGAGACCGUCUACGUGAAAUGCUUUCUAGCUCCGGAUAGCACGCGUCACCCAAAAGCAUGUGUUGAAGCAUGUGCAAUGAAGAACCCUGCGAAUCGACUGGCAAUCACAGUGAGGUUCAAAAGGAAAACCACGGGUGGUGAGGAAGAAAUGUGGGCAAACUUUCGCGGAAAAAAGGACCUCAUGAAGGUGAACUCUUUGGUCGAUUUUCUCGAGGGAAAACCCGAGGAAUACACUGAGAAACAGCCGUUGCGGUUCCUGCCCAGGAGCACAAAGAAAGGAAGGGAAAAAAUAUGCUAUACACCUGACUUUUAG
Talaromyces amestolkiae is the source of this 2412-nucleotide messenger RNA. RefSeq lists its product as uncharacterized. NCBI's taxonomy places the organism in Eukaryota, Fungi, Ascomycota, Eurotiomycetes, Eurotiales, Trichocomaceae. The record is from RefSeq and is a predicted model, not a curated record. The transcript is spliced from 2 exons. Bases 1 to 2412 code for a protein of 803 amino acids.